UCACCUUUCUGAUACCACCAUAAUUACAGACGAUAUAAAUACGAUGCUAGUAGGCUUCAGAACACUAUAGUACGACAUUUAGAGGUAGCGUGGACUAACUACAUCAAAAAUGAAGAAAAUAUUAUUUUAUGUUUGCACUUUUGUGUUCGUCUCUUUUACUGUUGACUCAAAGAAAUUAGGAUCCGCCAAUAAGCAUUACAAUACCUGCCUAACUGAAACUAAUGUAUCGGAGGAUGACAUGAUAACAGUACAAGACAUCCUACAUGAUCGAUACAAAUCCGAAAAUCAAGAAAAAUUAAAUAAGAAUGGUUGUGUCGUACAAUGUAUGUUUCAAAAAGAUGAAAUGAUGGAAGACGCAGAAUAUAAGGUAGAAAAGAUACAUACCGUAUUCAUCGAGAGAACAAAUAUUCAACCUGGAGAUAAAAAAUUUGAAAGGAUGGAAAAUUGCAUAAACAAAACAAAAGACCUUACAGAAAAAUGCGAAAAAGCGUUCCUUCUUUGCGUAUGUGUUUUAUCUGAGCAUAUGCAUGAUUAUGGGUAUAAUGAAUCCGCAAAAUAGUAAAUACAAAAAUAACCGAAAUAUAAUUAACAUGUUAAAAUUUACAUUGCACAGCAUUUUCAAUAAGUAGAUAUAUGUAUAAGUAUAUUAUGAUUUUCUUUCAUUUGGAACGUUAAUGCAUAAAAUAAAUUUUAAUUCAAAUAAAAUACCGACUUU
Trachymyrmex cornetzi is the source of this 715-nucleotide messenger RNA. Its product is annotated as pheromone-binding protein Gp-9-like. Lineage: Eukaryota; Metazoa; Arthropoda; Insecta; Hymenoptera; Formicidae. The transcript is spliced from 5 exons. Gene Ontology annotation, biological process: social behavior. The record is from RefSeq and is a predicted model, not a curated record. Gene Ontology annotation, molecular function: odorant binding. The coding region runs from base 110 to 559 and encodes 149 amino acids.